Messenger RNA from Hyaloscypha bicolor E, 972 nucleotides. RefSeq names its product NAD(P)-binding protein. Lineage: Eukaryota; Fungi; Ascomycota; Leotiomycetes; Helotiales; Hyaloscyphaceae. The transcript is spliced from 3 exons. The record is from RefSeq and is a predicted model, not a curated record. The coding region runs from base 1 to 972 and encodes 323 amino acids.
AUGGGCAAUACAAUCAGCCAAGUAUUCCCUCCCGAAGCCAAGUUCACCGAGAAGAAUCUCCCCGACCAAACCGGCAAGGUAUUCAUCGUCACGGGCUCCUCCUCCGGUGUUGGCAAAGAGCUGGCGCAGAUACUCUACUCCCACAACGCAAAAGUCUACUUCGCAGCCCGCUCAGCAGAGAAGACGGCCGCCACCAUCGAAUCCGUAAAGACCGCUUUCCCGAACUCGAAAGGCCAAGCAGUCUACCUCCACCUCGACCUCGAUGACCUGACCACCAUCAAAGCCUCUGCCAACGAGUUCCUAAGCAAGGAAGACAAGCUCAACGUGCUGUGGAACAAUGCCGGCGUGAUGGUGCCCCCACAAGGUAGCAAGACGAAGCAGGGUUAUGAACUGCAAUUGGGGACGAACAACGUCGCGCCCUUCCUCUUCACGAAGCUAUUGACGCCAAUUCUGAUCAAGACUGCGAAGUCGGAGCCCCCGGGAACGGUCAGGGUGGUUUGGACGAGCAGUAGUGCCGCCGAGGGCAUCAGCCCGAAGAAUGGAGUCGAUAUGAAUAAUCUCAAUUACAAGGUCGACAAGUCUGCUUGGCACAAGUAUGGUAUUAGCAAGGCGGGCAAUGUUUUUCAUUCGAAGGAGUUUGCGAAGAGGUAUGCUGGGGAUGGGUUGAUCUCUGUGUCUCUCAACCCCGGGAACCUCAAGACUCCCCUCCAACGCAAUGUACCUGGUUGGCAGAUGACGAUGAUCAACACCAUGUUACAUACUCCCAUCCAUGGUGCAUACACAGAGUUGUUCGCGGGUUUGUCGCCGGACGUUACGCCCGAUCAUAAUGGAGCUUGGAUCAUACCAUGGGGACGCAUAGCUCCUAUCCGAAAGGACCUUGAAGCUGCAGGCAAGUCAGAGAAGGAAGGUGGCACGGGCAUCGCAACCGAGUUCUGGGAGUGGAGCGAGGAGCAAGUUAAAGCCUAUCUUUGA